UCUUUUAGAGCUAGGGUUUUAUCAUCUUCUACUCUCUGCUUCAGUUUCUUCAUACUCCUCACAAACCCGCCGGAAAGUUGAUAAAUUCUUAUCCAUAUUCAACAAUGGUAGGUUUUGAACUCGGCUCCGUCCCGUUCAAUGCCGACGGAUGGGGUCCACCAGAUUCCUCCAUCUCCGUACCAAACCAAAUCUCUAACGCCCCCUUCGCUCCUUUCUCCCGCUCCGACAAGCUUGGUCGUAUUGCCGACUGGACUCGGUCUCUUUCAAACCGACCCGGAUCCAACUCCAAGCAAAACCCUAGUGAUUCCGCCUUCGACUUCUCUGGAGACGAUUCAUUCGCUACUCUCGCCGCCGACGAAGACUCCUCCUUCCGCCUCGUCGACACUGCCGCCAAAUCCCAUCACCAUGGGCAACACCGCCCGAAAUUCAAUCCUAGGUGGCGGUUCAACCCUCACCACAACCGCUCUCAGCUUCCCCAGCGCCGCGACGAGGAAGUCGAGGCCCGAAAACGUGAGCAGGAGAAAGAAAGAGCUCGAAGGGACAGGCUGUACAAUCUCAACCGUUCGGGAACAAACGCUGGCCAGAGAAGAGAAUCUGCUGUGUUCAAAUCAUCAGUUGAUAUUCAACCUGAAUGGAACAUGCUCGAUCAGAUCCCGUUUUCGACUUUCUCAAAGCUUUCCUUCUCCGUUCCGGAGCCUGAGGACUUGCUGAUCUGCGGUAGCCUUGAGUUUUACGACAGGUCCUACGAUCGCAUUACCCCGAAGAACGAACGUCGCCUGGAGAGGUUCAAGAACAGGAAUUUCUUCAAAGUUACUACUACGGAUGAUCCUGUUAUCCGGCGUUUGGCUAAUGAGGAUAAAGCUACUGUUUUCGCCACGGAUACGAUUUUGUCUACUUUAAUGUGUGCUCCUAGGUCUGUUUACUCCUGGGAUAUUGUUGUUCAACGUGUUGGGAAUAAGUUGUUUUUCGACAAGCGUGAUGGGUCCCAGCUGGAUUUGCUCUCUGUUCAUGAAACUUCCCAAGAACCAUUGCCUGAUGUGAAGGAUGACAUUAAUUCGGCUCAUUCGUUGAGUGUUGAGGCUGCUUAUAUCAAUCAGAAUUUCUCGCAACAGGUGCUGAUAAGAGAUGGGAAGAAGUUGAAUUAUGAUGAGCCUAACCCGUUUGCGACUGAAGGGGAAGAAGUGGCGUCGGUUGGUUACAGGUACAGGAGGUGGAAGUUGGAUGAUGAUACCUUUUUGGUGGCGCGAUGUGAAGUGCAGAGCGUGGUGGAAGUGAAUAACCAGAGAUCAUUCUUGACUCUGAAUGCGCUGAAUGAAUUUGAUCCUAAGUACUCUGGGGUUGAUUGGAGGCAGAAGCUCGAGACACAAAGGGGUGCUGUGUUAGCUACCGAGUUGAAGAAUAAUGCGAAUAAGAUCGCGAAAUGGACUGCACAAGCACUGUUAGCCAAUGCUGAUAUGAUGAAGUUGGGUUAUGUAUCGAGAGUUCAUCCUAGGGAUCAUUUUAACCAUGUGAUAUUAGCUGUUGUCGGAUAUAAGCCUAAGGACUUUGCUGCUCAAAUCAAUUUGAACACAUCAAACAUGUGGGGAAUUGUGAAAAGUAUUGUGGACUUGUGUAUGAAGUUGAAUGAAGGGAAAUAUGUGCUUGUUAAGGACCCAACCAAGCCACAGGUUAGGAUUUAUGAGGUCCCUCCAGAUGCAUUUGAGAAUGACUAUGUUGAGGAGCCAUUGCCAGAAGACGAACAGGUUCAGCCUCCUACAGAGGAUGCGCAAGGUGCUGAGGCAAAUGGGGCUGCAAAUGAAGUAGAGGACAAGGAAGUUAGCACUGAAGCUGCAUAAGGGUUGUCCGGGGAUAAAGUGAUACUGGUUGAAACCUCUUUUAGAUCUUGAGGCUUCUCUUAUCAACAGCUUUGUGAGGUGACUGUGCUCUUGUGUCUUUCCAAACAGAUUAGAAACAAGGCAUCUUGUCCAGAGCUUUUUACCAUCUUAACGAACUUGUUCGGCUUCCUUUCUCCCACCUACUGUAGUAGUUUUGAUGAUUAUGGACCUUUGUCAAGGCUAAUUUUGUGAUAGGUUUCUCUUUUAUUUGGAUUUUUUUUUAAGAAACGGCUUUUUAUUAUCAUUAUAUAUGGUUUUGUGGUGUAAUAGAUCAUUGACUUUUUAGCCCUGGGUUUGGUCUGACAAAAGCAUGUACAAGUUAGAACCCCGCCCCAAACGAAAGUGUAAUCUUUUGACAAGGGUAAAGGGACGGGCUUAUAAUCCACUGAUUUUGAGUUG
Messenger RNA from Nicotiana attenuata, 2273 nucleotides. RefSeq names its product eukaryotic translation initiation factor 3 subunit D-like. Lineage: Eukaryota; Viridiplantae; Streptophyta; Magnoliopsida; Solanales; Solanaceae. The record is from RefSeq and is a predicted model, not a curated record. Gene Ontology annotation, cellular component: cytoplasm; eukaryotic translation initiation factor 3 complex. Gene Ontology annotation, molecular function: translation initiation factor activity. Gene Ontology annotation, biological process: translational initiation. The transcript is spliced from 2 exons. Bases 105 to 1835 code for a protein of 576 amino acids.